Panicum hallii is the source of this 1857-nucleotide messenger RNA. Its product is annotated as acetolactate synthase small subunit 2, chloroplastic-like. Gene Ontology annotation, cellular component: cytosol. Gene Ontology annotation, biological process: L-valine biosynthetic process. The transcript is spliced from 12 exons. Gene Ontology annotation, molecular function: acetolactate synthase regulator activity; acetolactate synthase activity. The coding region runs from base 97 to 1551 and encodes 484 amino acids. The record is from RefSeq and is a predicted model, not a curated record. NCBI's taxonomy places the organism in Eukaryota, Viridiplantae, Streptophyta, Magnoliopsida, Poales, Poaceae.
CCACUGCUCCAUCCGGCCACCACCCAGCUCCGAGAGAAGUCCCUGCCAAGUGCCACUGCCCCCGGCGAGCCCCUCGCCACCUCCGGGCCCGAGGGCAUGUCCGUCGCCUCGUCCCACCACCUGCGCCCGGCGCCGGCCGGCCCGGCGCGGCGCCCUGGCUGCGCGGCCGCCGUGGCGCUGCGGCCCGGCGGUGCCUGGCCCCCGUCACGCGGCCGCUGCGCCGUCGCGGCGGCGGCGGCGGGCGCUGGGGGCGAGGCGGCUUCCGCCCCCGCCGCCGCCGCGGUGUCGGCGGUCGCCCCCGCGGCGGCCGCCGCCAGGGACAGGGUGCGGCGCCACACGAUCUCGGUGUUCGUCGGGGACGAGAGCGGCAUGAUCAACCGGAUCGCCGGGGUGUUCGCCAGGAGAGGGUACAACAUCGAGUCGCUCGCCGUGGGGCUCAACAAGGACAAGGCCCUCUUCACCAUCGUCGUCUCCGGGACUGACAGGGUGCUCAACCAAGUCAUCGAGCAGCUCAAUAAGCUUGUCAACGUCCUCAGCGUCGAAGAUCUAUCUAAAGAACCUCAGGUUGAAAGAGAGCUGAUGCUUAUAAAAUUAAACGUUGAACCUGAUCAGCGCCCUGAGGUCAUGGUUUUAGUUGAUAUUUUCAGAGCAAAAGUUGUUGAUAUAUCUGAUAACACACUUACCAUGGAGGUAGCUGGAGAUCCUGGAAAAAUUGCUGCAGUGCAGAGGAACCUUAGGAAGUUUGGAAUCAAAGAAAUUUGCCGAACGGGAAAAAUUGCUUUGAGACGUGAGAAGAUUGGUGCGACUGCCCGUUUCUGGCGAUUUUCUGCUGCUUCUUACCCAGACCUUAUAGAGGCAUUGCCGAAAAAUCCACUUACAUCUGUAAAUAAGACAGUUAAUGGUAGUUUUGAUCAACCAUCCAGUGCUGGGGGUGAUGUUUAUCCUGUGGAACCUUAUGAGAGCUCAUCGAUGAACCAAGUACUUGAUGCCCAUUGGGGUGUUCUUGAUGAUGAGGAUGAUUCAACUGGACUUCGCUCACAUACCCUCUCCAUCCUUGUGAAUGAUUGUCCUGGUGUCCUUAACAUAGUAACAGGGGUAUUUGCUCGCAGGGGCUACAACAUACAGAGCCUUGCUGUUGGCCCAGCUGAGAAGGAAGGCAUUUCACGUAUUACAACAGUUGUCCCUGGUACUGAUGAAUCCAUUGAGAAGUUAGUUCAGCAGCUUUACAAGCUUAUUGAUGUGCAUGAAGUUCAUGACAUUACUCACUUACCUUUUUCUGAAAGGGAGCUGAUGCUUAUUAAGGUUUCUGUAAACACUGCUGCUCGGAGGGAGAUCCUAGAUAUUGCUGAAAUCUUCCGAGCAAAACCUGUCGAUGUUUCUGACCACACAGUUACACUGCAGCUCAGUGGGGAUCUUGACAAGAUGGUUGCAUUGCAAAGGUUAUUGGAGCCUUAUGGCAUCUGUGAGGUCGCCAGAACAGGCCGUGUGGCACUGAUCCGCGAAUCCGGAGUGGACUCCAAGUACCUCCGCGGCUACUCUCUUCCGUUGUAGCCUGUGGCGUUUGUGAUGAUGGCCCAGGAAAAAGUGCAUGCCUGGUUGCUAGAGCAGAAUGUGUAGGGCUCCCUUGUUAGGUUGUGUGUAUCUUCAAGACUCGUUUCCUCCAUCUCGUGGACUCCUUGACUUGCUUGCUUAAUAAUAUGCUCCUUGGUGGAUGCAAGCUGAAGUUGCAUAUGUAUCCGGUUGACAGUCAUAAUAAGAUGCAUGUGCAUCCUCUUAGUUCAGUCAAUCAGUGGGGACUUGGGAGAGAUGUAGCCAGCAUCCAAAGUUAACUGGCCCGCAUUUACCUAUUUUUCCUUA